AUGCUUCGCUCGCCACGACCUACAAUAACAUUGGCAAUCGCAAUUCAACAAAAAUCUGUUCUACCUGAUCAUGCUUCACUGGGCACGACUUACAACAAUGUUGCUACAGCGUAUAAAUCACUUACACCGUUUGACAAGACAUUUGAAAUCCAGCAGAAACCUCUUUCGUCGUCUGAUCUCAAUCUGACUGACAGCGCUAUCGGCAAUAGAGACAGUGAUGUUAGGAAUGUUCGCGGGAAGAAAGAUGAUUAUAGUGAAACGAAUGCUCUUUUAGUGAAAUUACAGAAAGAGCUACUGAAAAUCGGUAUCUCAAUUGAACAUGAUCGCAAUCUCUCGUCUUCACAUGAACAUGUCUAUGUGUCUAAGCAGGAAACAGCUGGUGGUACCAUAUCCAUACAGUCCACUCCUGACUGCUGUACUGAGAUUAUCGGUCUCACGCUUACAAACGACGGCCACUGUGUCGAUAAUAAAGGUAUUCAUGAUCAAGACCCUAGCUGGGCGAAUGAAUAUUCAAAAGUUCGUGGCAUUUGGUCUUCGGUCAUUGAAAUGCAAGACAAAAUGACAAAAGAUAUUGAGUCGACCAUUGCACGUCCGUCUCGGUGGUUAAGAACGCACGAAUUGUUCUCAGAAUUAUGGACACAACAGCGUCCGCAAUGUCAAUAUGUUUAUGAAUUACAACUGAGUGAUAGGGCAAUGUCGUCAGCGAGUCCAUCUGCUUGGCCUGUAUUCCAUA
Didymodactylos carnosus is the source of this 733-nucleotide messenger RNA. The record is from the annotation of a GenBank genome assembly. Lineage: Eukaryota; Metazoa; Rotifera; Eurotatoria; Philodinida; Philodinidae.